AAGCCGGGUGUUUGUGUCCGUCGAGCACCUCAGACAAUAAUAUUUAUCUUCGAAAUAUAUUAUUCGUUUGUUUAUUUAAUUUCAUAUUCGAAACUGGAAUAGACCUUGUGCGGUCGUUUAAAAUUCGUCUUGAGAAUCAAAACCCAUCGAGCCUCGAUGAGAAAGGAUUUCUACAGGCUUCUAGACCGGAUCCCUCAAGUAACGUUAGACCUUCCCUACAUCCAUCUCUACACGACGGAUUUCGACCUCAACAUUGGAAUAACCCUCAAGAAAUACUCUCCUUUGGGAUUAUAGAAUGCUUCUAUCAAAAUUCAACACAUUCGCUCACAUUUCCACCGUGGACAUGCCGGCGAAAAUCCAGCUUCAAGUUAAGGAGAAAGAGCCGUUCGAGAAGGUGUAUCAGGUCGGCUCUGUGCUGGGAAGCGGCGGUUUUGGGACGGUGUAUGCGGGUUUGAGGAUCGCCGAUGGCGCGCCGGUUGCCAUCAAGCAUGUGGCCAAAGAUCGUGUUACUGAAUGGGGAGAGCUGGUGAGUACUUGAUUUAAAAGGAUUGUAUUCAUAUUAUUUGUAUCUGAAAUA
This is a messenger RNA of Sinocyclocheilus grahami, 577 nucleotides long. RefSeq names its product serine/threonine-protein kinase pim-3-like. The transcript has 3 exons. Gene Ontology annotation, biological process: protein autophosphorylation. NCBI's taxonomy places the organism in Eukaryota, Metazoa, Chordata, Actinopteri, Cypriniformes, Cyprinidae. Gene Ontology annotation, cellular component: cytoplasm. The record is from RefSeq and is a predicted model, not a curated record. The coding region runs from base 296 to 538 and encodes 80 amino acids. Gene Ontology annotation, molecular function: ATP binding; protein serine/threonine kinase activity.